AUGAGUAAAGUGCCGGUCGACGAAAAUGAGAAAUUGAAUCCAGAUCAAAUAAACUCGGGUAAACGUGAUGGUAUGUAAUUAGUUUUAAUUAAUAUUAUGUUCUAAAGACUAAAUGCGGAACAUAAUAUUCUAUUUCAGCUGAUAACAAAAGUACAAACACUAUAAUUACUGUGGACAACAACGAAGAACACGAAGACAACCAACAUACAUUUGUGUAAGGCUAUUGUCUAUUUAAACUGUAUAGUGUAAAGUAUAAACAUAAUAUGAAUUAUAGUAGGUAAGCUAUUAUCGUAUUUUAAUGUAAAUAUAUUUCUGCUCUCAGAUCAACAAACAGUAAUAAGAAGACGUACGUCGAAGGUGACAAAAAUUCCGAUCCGAAACUUUUAUGGACAGAUUUAUGCCCUCAAGUUUGUUUUAAUAAUUUCUAUUGAUAAUAAUAAUUAUUAGUUUAUUAUUGAUUCAACGGUGACGAAUACUGUUUUACAGAUAUUAUUUUGUUGUAUAGCAUUAUUUAUGGCUUGUCAACCAGGAAUCAAUUUAGCUUAUUCAAAUAAUCUUUUGCAUUAUAUGCCAUCGUUAAACAACGGUCAAUUUUCAUGGAUAAGUAAUUAUUACUACCUUUAAAAUAUAAUUUAAUUCGUUCUGAUAGAUAAUUAUUACUUAUCUUAUAGUUAUUAUUUUAUUAAUAAUUAUCAGAUCGAAAAGUAUGUCCUUAACAUUUAUUUGAAUUGACUCAUAUUUAAUAAAAUAUAUAUAUACAUAUAUACUCAUAUAAUAGUGUAAUACAUAAUAUGUAGUUAUAUCCUAAAAACGAGCAAUCAUACUGAUUAUUAAUUGCAUAGAUUAUAUCAAUGUUACUUAUUGUAAUUUAUGACAAUUAUAUAAACUAUAUUAUAUUAAUUUUAUUACCUAUACUAUACUAUCAUAUAGUAUGGUCAUAACUUACCUAUUGUAUUAUAACAUAACAUUUGAACAAAAAUUAUUUUCAGGUACCUAAUUUAGGCAUCUAUUAGUGAAAAUAAGGCAAAUUAAUAAUACUUUAUAACUAGUACCUAUAUUAUAAUAUUAAAAAUAAUUAUGUUAGAAUUUAUUACAUUUUAUUUUACCGUAAGCAAAAUGUUACAAAGUUGCAUUCAAACAAUUUAUUAUACAGACGUGUAAACUUUUCUUCUGAUGAUAAUAUUAUAAUUAUAGAAAUUAGAUAUUAUAAACAAGUUAUUAAAAAUUCGUUAAAAUUGCUGUUUAGUAAACGUUGGAAUUAUUAUUUAAAAUUUAACAGUGAAAUUUAAAUUUUGUUUUGUGAAAGCAAGUAUUCUAGCUUUGUUCACACCUGUCGGAGCUUUAUUUAUUGGUGUGAUAAUGGAUCGGAUCGGCCGGAAAAAGUCAUGUCUCCUAACUUGCAUACCUUUGUUGAUGUCGUGGAUAUUGGGAGCCCUCUCGAGUUCCGACAGUAUCUAUCUGUUCGUCGUGUCCAGAACGUUAGCUGGAAUCGGUGCAGGUAAUAAUAUAUAGAAAAACAAACGUGAGCAAGAGAACUCAUUAAAAUCGAAUUUUCCGCCACUUAUUUUGUGUAAUAGAAAUGUUCUUUGUUAAAUAAUAAAUAACCGAAUGUUAUAAUAAACCAAGACUUAUUAGAUUAUACUACUUUCAAAAAAAAAAAAAAAGAUAAAAUUUGAUCAUUGUACUAUAAGGGUGGGGGGGAGUUGAAAAUUGAAACCUCCAAAAGGCACAUAACCAUAGUACUAACGUCAUGCGUGUACACAAUUUCGUAUCAUCGAGUUCAUUUGAGGAUUCUAUAAGAUUGUAUAAAGCUAAAAAAUAACCUUCCACAUGCAGUAACAUGGUUAAAUUCAUGAAUUUAUAUUGAAAUUCAACUCAACUUGUGUCACUCUAAUCUGCCCACUAGAACAACUGUGAUUCCCGAGUUUAUUUGGUCCUGAGAGGGUCGCUAGAAAUGUAUAGUAAAAAUGGCGGAAAAAUUCGAUAAAACAGUACAACUAUUGCGUAACAAUCAUCAUGAUAAUAAUUUGUCCAAGAAACGCGUUUCAGGCAUGACUACUGUCGGCUUGGUGUAUGUGGCGGAAAUCAGUCAUUCUUCUUACAAACAGCUGUUUCUGGCCCUGAACAGCGUUUUCUUUUCCGGCGGCGUGUUGCUGUCCACGUCCAUAUUGCAGCUAAGUUGGAACGUCAUCAAUUUCGCGUUCAUCGGAUUCACCGUCAUCAACAUGGCGCUCAUUGUGCUGUUCAUGCCAGAAAGCCCGAUCUGGCUGCUCAAGUUUCAGAGCCCCGGGCACGUCACCAAGGCCAAAGCGGCCGUCAAACGAAUUUACUCUCAAAACCAUCAAGUAAAUUCGUUGUUACAAAUCAAACACUACACUGCACUAUUGUGAGAGUCAGAUUAGGUUUAGGCUAGGUCAAAUACCAGAACAUAAUAUGCCUACUGUCUUAUGUCUAUUUUCUUCUUUUACGUUAACCUAAUCAAAAUUUCCUUUUUAACUAUCAUAUUAAAGAGUUUAUACAUAUAAAACUGUAUAUUAUGUAUUAUAAAGUGCGAGACGCUUGCUCGAAACCAGCGCAUAUUAUUUUAUACGUCAUAUUUUUUCGGACGCACGUUUCCCGACCGCGACUGUCCGACUGCUCAGCGACAUCAUUACAACACCCGCAAUCGAUUCGCAGGUGUUCCAAGCCGAGUGGAGUCGUCUGAAAACGAUGUCGGCCGGCAACGAAGCUACCGCGAACGAUCACCGGCCGUCUUUCUUCACGUCCUUGCGGACCAGUCCUGCAGCGUACAAGCCGUUCGGCAUAAUGGUCAUGUUGAUAUUCCUGCAACAGGUCACCGGCGUAUACCCGGUCAUAUCGUACGCGUUAUUCAUACACAAAUCGAUCGUGCCUGACGCAUUCUCGGUGAGCGAGAUCCAAUUUGUGACCGUACUGGGCGCCGUCCGGUUCGCCGGCGCCCUAUUUGUGUGCCCGCUAUCCUUUUACGUCGGCCGGAAACCGCUGUUGACAGUGUCAUGCCUCGGGAUGACGUUGUCCGCCGUGCUUGUCGUGUUCGCCAACCGCAAGACGUCUCAGCCUGCCGACGACGCCGCAGUCGCCAUGUCUUCUAUAUGCUGCGUUUUGCUGUACGUGUUCAGCAGUUCGCUGGGCGUGCUCGCGUUCCCGUGGACGUUGACAUGCGAACUGCUGUCGACGUCCAUCAGAGCGGUCGGCGGAUGUAUACUAGUGUCCUACGCCUAUUUGCUGAUGUUCGUCGUCAUGAAAGUGUUUCCGUACAUUUGGGAGGCCAUCGGCGUCGACGGCGUUUUCGCCGUUUUCGGCAUCAUGUCCCUGGCGAUGGCCGUUUACGUGCACCUCGUCCUGCCGGAAACUCUUGGGAAAAGCUUCAAAGAAAUAGAGGAUUACUUCACCGCAGGGACGUCGAGUGAAAAAUAG
Messenger RNA from Cinara cedri, 3435 nucleotides. NCBI's taxonomy places the organism in Eukaryota, Metazoa, Arthropoda, Insecta, Hemiptera, Aphididae. The record is from the annotation of a GenBank genome assembly.